AUGCAGCCUGUAGCUAAUGCCUGCGAAAUCGUGGAUGGAAAAGACCCAAAUGGCGAGGCUUCCAGCAGCACCCCCUCUGCCGGUCUUCAAAGGAGGAAGCGGUUCUCUGUCAUGCCAAACCUUGCCAAACCCCGGGUGGCCGCCACCCCAGCCCUCACCCGCUCCUCCCCCAGGACCCCCAAGUCCCCUAUGAGAGCGGGCACUGAGACUCCAGCUCCAACCCCUGAGGCUCCAGAGGCCCCCAGACAGACAGAUUCUGGACCCCCACAGGGCAUGAGAUCCCCAAGGCGGAGGCCCUCUGGAGGUAGUAGGCAAGCCAAAGGACAGCCCAAACCCAGGCCACUGUCCCCAGCUUCCCCAGGCCCUACAACAACCUCUCUGGGGAAUGUGGCAGUGGAGGACUCAUCCUUGUCACAACAGACCCCGCAGGCAGCAGGCAAAGGCAGCAUCCAAUCAGAUCUCCUGAAAAAAACACCAACCAUUAAAGUUCCAUCCACUCCGUUAGAGAUGGUCCCAUCAUCCUCCCUUCCAGACAAAGAGGGUAUCUCAGUAUCAGAGAGAGCUAAGACUCUGGUCGCCAGGUCUGUGUCUGGUGGGCUCACCGGGCUGGCACCAGGGAAGUCCAGGCUUAGCAGGUUCCUGAAUGACCCAACAGACCUACAGAGGUUGGCUAAGGCCCGGAAGCUCAGAGAGCUGCUGAGACAGGAGAUGAACAAGGAGAAGGUGAGAUUGAAACGGAGCAAAGCCAAGGUGUGUGUUAGCGAAUACACACUAGAUCCCUCUAAAAUGACCAUGAGAGAUCUCAUCUACUAUCUGCCUGAUACCAACCCCAUGACGUCUUAUCUGGUAGAGGAACAGAGGGAGAACGAGACUGUCCUCCCACUCACCCCACCAAGAGAAGAGUCACCUGAAAGACCCCCAACACCGGAGGCCCCAGCUGAGACAGCCAGCCAGGGAGAUGAAGAUGAAGAUGAGGAUGACGAUGGGGUGAUGGUCCCGCGGGUGAAGGUGGCAGAAGACGGCUCUCUGAUCAUCGAUGAGGAGAGUUUGACGGUGGAGGUCUUGAGGCAGAAAGGGCCCAACCCAGCUGAUGAUAGAGACCCCAUCUUUGAGCGUGGCUCCACAACCACCUACUCGAGCUUCAGGAAGGGGACACAUGUCAAGCCCUGGUCCAACAAAGAGACGGACAUGUUCUUCCUGGCCAUCAGUAUGGUGGGAACAGACUUCUCCAUGAUUGGACAGCUGUUCCCUCACCGCGGUCGCACCGAGAUCAAGAACAAGUUCAAGAAAGAGGAGAGAGCAAACAGCUGGAGGAUAGACAAGGCCUUCAAGGAGAAACGCAGGCUGGAUUUUGAGUUCUUCACUGGCCUCCUGGAGAAGAUCUUGGCUGCAGAAGCAAAGAGGAACAAAAAUAACAAGUCCCCCACAGAGAAGAUACGGAUCAAGAAAAAAAUCAAACAGAGAGAAAAGAAAGCAGCGAAGCAGCUGAGCGACGUGGAGGAGGAGGGGUUAGACGCGGAGAUGGACACAGAGGAGGUGGAGGAGGAGGGAGAGAAGGAGAACGAGAACGUCUCUAACGAAGUGACCACACUUUCCUCCGCUCCCACCCCGAAGAGAAAACGCAAAAGUAGGAAUGGAGGAGGAGAGUCCUCUCCUGAAGAAGCAAAGGAUGGAAAGAAAAAGAAGAUCGACCUAAUAACAAGUGAUCAAGAAGAGGCUGGUGUACCUGAAGAUUCUGAGGCAGGACCUCCAGAGAGUUCAAAGCAGGCAGAAGGGCCUGUGGAAGCAGCCAAGGGACCUGUGGUGAUCAAACCAGCCCAGUUGUCCCGUGGCCGAUCCCAGAGACCUCUUCCUAACCUGGGUAGGAAGUGGGGCCAGAGGGGCCCCGAGCCCAAUACCAAGCCUAACGUUAAAGAUGGGGCCACACCUACAGAGGAGGAGACCACUGAAGAAGGGCUGUCUGAAGAACAGGUAGAUAAAGAUGCUUCUCCUUCAGUCAGUCAAAAGGAGAAGAAGAAAGCUGGUGAACUCUCUUCGUCUGAGGGAGAGGAGGAAGAAGCCAACGAUAAACCCAUCAAACCCACCAGGUAUGGCAGAAUACCCAAAAAGACACAGCUCUUGAAUUACCCUGCAAAGGAGGAUGGGGACUCGCCCUCAGACUCUGCCCCCACUCCUGCCUCAGACGGAUCCCCCUCCACUUCUUUCUCCACCAAGCCCAAGCCCAAGCCCAAAUCCAAACCAGCAACCAGGAGGUCCAACAUCAAACCUGGCCCAGCCCUGCCAGGUAGGAAGGGCCAAUCAGCGGCUAGGAAAUCCAAGCUGGUCACCCUCAGGGCGUCCCAGUCUGAAGAUGAGGAUGAAGAUGAGGAAGAAGGAGCAUGGAGAGAGGAGGCGCAGGCCGAGGAGGACACCCACAAUCCCACAAGCCCAGAGGAGGAGAACCAGGCACCUGCGUUCAUUCCCAUGAGCCUUCGCUCACCACAACCUGUCGCCACAGAGGUUGAGGAGACCAUGGAGGAGCUCGAUAUCUCCGUCAACGUGCCUGAUGUCCUGGGUAUUUCCCAUGAUGCAUUCUUCCCUGACUCGUCAUGCGAGCGGGCACAGGGUGGUGAAAUGGGCACAGUGCCCUGUGAGCAUCAGUUGGACCUGUUAGUAGACGUGAUAGACUUCCUGUCUCCAGAUAACAUGGAAGUAUCUGAGGAGAGCUACAACGAGGCAGCUAGAACCCUUCUGGCCAUCGGCAACCUCACCCACCUGUCUCAGGCAGCUGAGGCCUUCACUGCAGGAGCAGAUGAUAUCAUCACGGAAGAAUGUUCCAAUGAGGACCAACUGUACCAGAUGACACCACAGCCCACUGACCAAUCACAAACUAGCACCAUUCCUUCUGAAUCUCUUAGGGUCACUGAGGCAUCACGAAUCGCUGAGGAUUCUGUACCUGUUGCCAUGUCAACAGCCUCUAUCCCAGUCUCCAAAAUAACAGCCUCUGUCAUAAUUACCAUGGCAACAGCCUCAGUCCCAGUCACCACGACAACAUCUUCUGCUCCAGUCACCUUGACAACAACGGCCUCUAUCCUAGUCACCACAUCAACGGCAUCUGUACCAGUGCCUCAGAGCAGUGAUACUCCCACUCUAGAAACUCCACCCAUAGAGGAGGGGCCUCUCAGACAGAUGGAGGGGUCUGAUAUUGGACACGCCUCUCAGGUGGAAUCAGGUUUUGAAGUGUCAGAGGGCUCAGAGCAACAGACAACCUCACAGACCAGGAGGAGCCACUUCCCUAAGGUCAAACCCAACCUGGGAAGGGCUGCUAGGACCACACAACCCAAACAGACUACCACCACACUGUCAGAACCACCACAGACUACCACCACACUGUCAGAACCACCACUAGAUUCUAUGCUGAAUAUCACCACAACCUCAGAACCACAGCCUACCAUGAAUAUCACCACAGAACCACCACUGCCUACUGAGAGUAUUAACACAGAGUCAGAAACACAGCCCAAACAGAGAACUACCGCACACUCAAAAUCACAACCCACCACACAUAUCAUCCCACACUCAGAACCACAGCCCAUUCAGAAAACCAGAACACCGUAUUCAAAACCACAGCCUGCAUUGAAUACCACCACAAACACACUCUCAAAACAACAAUCCACACAGAGUACCACCAUACUCUCACAACCACAGCCCACCUCAAGCCUUGAGCAGCCAGGUCCAGUUACACUCAGACCCAGAGCCCCAGUCCCAGAGUCACCUCUGUGGUCAUCAGAAGAAGUGGAAGGCCGUAAGGGAAAUACUUCCUCUUCCCUCAGUGCUGGAGGGUCCCAGUCAGGGACAUCAGACUCAGACCAGCCCAAACAGACAGGCCCUCUAACCCGUAGGGCCCGUUUACCUAAACCCAAACCCAACUUGGGUCGUGCCACUACACACCCUGCAGUCCAGGUACCAGAAAGCAGGCCAAACCCUGAAGUCCAGACACCAGAUGUGGCUUCCAGACCCACAUCUGAGGUCCAGAGACUAGAUACUGGACCCUGCCCUGAAGUCCAGACACCAGAGGAAGCUGAUGAGGUUCCCAUGGAAAUACAACAGAUCCACCAAGUCGUCCCCCUUUCUGACAUCAUCGAUACUACCCAGGAGGAAAUACAACAGAUUCACCAAGUCAUCCCUCAUCCACCCAUAGAGGAGGGGCCUCUCAGACAGAGGGAAGGGACUGAUAUUGGACACGCCUCUCAGGUGGAAUCAGGUUCUGAAGUGUCAGAGGGCUCAGAGCAACAGACAACCUCACAGACCAGGAGGAGCCACUUCCCUAAGGUCAAACCCAACCUGGGACGGGCUGCUAGGACCACUCAACCCAAACCGACUACCACCACACUGUCAGAACCACCACAGACUACCACCACACUCUCAGAACCACAGCCCAUUCAGAGAACCAGAGUAGCUCAUUCAAAACCACAGCCUGCAUUGAAUACCACCACACAGUCAGAACCAACCCAGCCCACACUAAAUUCCACCACAAACACACUCUCAGAACAACAAUCCACACAGAGUACCACCAUACUCUCACAACCACAGCCCACCCCAAGCCUUGAGCAGCCAGGUCCAGUUACACUCAGACCCAGAGUCCCAGAGUCACCUCUGAGGUCAUCAGGAGAGGUGAAAGAUCACGAUGGCCCUAAGGAAAAUACUUCCUUUUCCCUCAGUGCUGGAGGGUCCCAGUCAGGGACAUCAGACUCAGACCAGCCCAAACAGACAGGUCCCCCAACUCGCAGGGCCCGUUUACCUAAACCCAAACCCAACUUGGGUCGCACCGCCAAAGCCGCUACACGCUCUGCAGUCCAGGUACCAGAAGGCAGGCCAAGCCCUGAAGUCCAGACACUAGAUACUGGACCCUGCCCUGAAGUCCAGACACCAGAGGAAGCUGAUGAGGUUCCCAUGGAAAUACAACAGAUCCACCAUGUCGUCCCCCUUUCUGACAUCAUCGAUACUACCCAGGAGGAAAUACAACAGAUUCACCAAGUCAUCCCUCAUCCACCCAUAGAGGAGGGGCCUCUCAGACAGAGGGAGGGGACUGAUAUUGGACACGCCUCUCAGGUGGAAUCAGGUUCUGAAGUGUCAGAGGGCUCAGAGCAACAGACAACCUCACAGACCAGGAGGAGCCACUUCCCUAAGGUCAAACCCAACCUGGGAAGGGCUGCUAGGACCACACAACCCAAACAGACUACCACCACACUGUCAGAACCACCACAGACUACCACCACAAUCUCAGAACCACCACAACCUACUGAGAAUAUCACCACACAACCCAAACCAACACAAACUACCAUCACACUGUCAGAACCACCACUAGAUUCUAUGCUGAAUAUCACCACAACCUCAGAACCACAGCCUACCAUGAAUAUCACCACAGAACCACCACUGCCUACUGAGAGUAUUAACACAGAGUCAGAAACACAGCCCAAACAGAGAACUACCGCACACUCAAAAUCACAACCCACCACACAUAUCAUCCCACACUCAGAACCACAGCCCAUUCAGAGAACCCGAGUAGCUCAUUCAAAACCACAGCCUACAUUGAAUACCACCACACAGUCAGAACCACCCCAGCCCACACUAUAUUCCACCACAAACACACUCUCAGAACAACAAUCCACACAGAGUACCACCAUACUCUCACAACCACAGCCCACCCCAAGCCUUGAGCAGCCAGGUCCAGUUACACUCAGACCCAUAGUCCCAGAGUCACCUCUGAGGUCAUCAGAAGAGGUGAAAGGUCACGAUGGCCGUAAGGGAAAUACUUCCUUUUCCCUCAGUGCUGGAGGGUCCCAGUCAGGGACAUCAGACUCAGACCAGCCCAAACAGACAGGCCCUCUAACCCGUAGGGCCCGUUUACCUAAACCCAAACCCAACUUGGGUCGCACCGCCAAAUCCGCUACACGCUCUGCAGUCCAGGUACCAGAAAGCAGGCCAAACCCUGAAGUCCAGACACCAGAUGUGGCUUCCAGACCCACAUCUGAGGUCCAGAGACUAGAUACUGGACCCUGCCCUGAAGUACAGACACCAGAGGAAGCUGAUGAGGUUCCCAUGGAAAUACAACAGAUCCACCAAGUCGUCCCCCUUUCUGACAUCAUUGAUACUACCCAGGAGGAAAUACAACACAUUCACCAAGUCAUCCCUCAUCCACCCAUAGAGGAGGGGCCUCUCAGACAGAGGGAGGGGACUGAUAUUGGACACGCCUCUCAGGUGGAAUCAGGUUCUGAAGUGUCAGAGGGCUCAGAGCAACAGACAACCUCACAGACCAGGAGGAGCCACUUCCCUAAGGUCAAACCCAACCUGGGACGGGCUGCUAGGACCACUCAACCCAAACCGACUACCACCACACUGUCAGAACCACCACAGACUACCACCACACUGUCAGCACUACCACAGACUACCACCACACUGUCAGAACCACCACAGACUACCACCACACUCUCAGAACCACAGCCCAUUCAGAGAACCCGAGUAGCUCAUUCAAAACCACAGCCUGCAUUGAAUACCACCACACAGUCAGAACCACCCCAGCCCACACUAAAUUCCACCACAAACACACUCUCAGAACAACAAUCCACACAGAGUACCGCCAUACUCUCACAACCACAGCCCACCCCAAGCCUUGAGCAGCCAGGUCCAGUUACACUCAGACCCAUAGUCCCAGAGUCACCUCUGAGGUCAUCAGGAGAGGUGAAAGAUCACGAUGGCCCUAAGGAAAAUACUUCCUUUUCCCUCAGUGCUGGAGGGUCCCAGUCAGGGACAUCAGACUCAGACCAGCCCAAACAGACAGGUCCCCCAACCCGCAGGGCCCGUUUACCUAAACCCAAACCCAAUUUGGGUCGCACCGCCAGAGCCGCUACACGCUCUGCAGUCCAGGUGCCAGAAGGCAGGCCAAGCCCUGAAGUCCAGACACCAGAUACUGGACCCUGCCCUGAAGUCCAGACACCAGAGGAAGCUGAUGAGGUUCCCAUGGAAAUACAACAGAUCCACCAAGUCGUCCCCCUUUCUGACAUCAUCGAUACUACCCAGGAGGAAAUGCAACAGAUUCACCAAGUCAUCCCUCUUACUGACGUCAUUGAUACUACCCAGGGCGAUAUGUCUCUCUUUACGGAGGGAAGCUUUUUCUCGCAACAAAGUGAUGCUGUCUUCAUACAGCACUCAGAAACUUCUGUAUCGACUGCUCCGUUGGACCAGGCCCAGUCAGACCCGGAUGAGCCUAUAUUCAUCCUCUCCCUGACUGAAAUCCCAGUACUUCCCACAGGGGAGGAGAAUGGCUGCACAUCCCAGACCCUCUCCGAGCCUUUCUUUUUUCUACCAGUCGCAGGCGCUCAACUGCAGCAGAGCAGUGAUAUUGUUGCCCCUGGAGGUGGUUUGGAGAAAGGGAAUGCUGGUAUCCUCUGUGAAGUCCCUGAGCCUAUGUCAGUGGAUGAGGUGCUUCCUCAACCCUCAUACACCAGUAUCAAGGAAGUGGAGUCUGGCUCCACAGCGGGCCCAGUAGGUGUGUGUGCCUCGGCCAAACCCUCAGAAGACUCGAUGGCUGAUGCAGCGACUAGUGAGGACACAUAUCCUCCUUCUAAGAAGAGGAAAGUGCCAGAGAGAGCCAGGAGAGUAGACAAACUGCAGGUGAGACCUAACACUGCAGUAAGGAAACAGACCAGUCGUUCGGCCCCUGCCAAGGAGGCUGUGUCACCCGUUACCCCAGACCAGACCACCUCUUUGACCACUACCACCCUAGACCCUGACCACCCCACUGCCUCCAGUCCCCCGGCCCAGCCAGGCCCCUCCGUCACGGGAACCGCAUCACAAGAGGUGGUGGCUGAUGAGCCACAGCAGGGGACUGUGGGCUGUUUAGAUCGUACAGAGACAGAGCACACGCCGACUGGAGGGGAGGACAAUAGUUCAGGGGCGGAGUCUCAGGCUGCCCGUCAAAUUACACCGCUGGCAAUGAGUGGCCCCUUGAGCAGGCCUGGUAGGAGACCCAGGGGAUUCCUGUCUUUCAUGUCCAAUAAGAACACCUCCCCUGUAGCUUCCCCCCCCCGAUGUACCAGAGCAGCCACUCGGAGGCCCCUGGUCAACACCACCCGCCCAGGGGGGAAACGGGCUGCUCCUGCACCUUCCACCACCACCACAACCAUGCCUUCACCUUCCACAACGCAUAACACCACCACCCCCACUAGAGCCACCAGAACCACGACUAUGCCAGAUUUUUCCGCCAGGGUGCCUCGGGAAAAACCCUCUGAUGUCCUGGCCUUACACUCAGACCCAGAGCCCAGUACUUCCCUGUGUACUACAGCUACUGAGUCUUCUCAGGUGCCAGCCGCCCAGCCCAGUGCGUCUCCCUGUGUGGACAGCGGUUCAGCAGACGAGGAACCCAUCAACGUGUCCCAGUACUUCUUCAGUGACAUCUUCACCGAGGUCGAGGAGAAUGAGGGAUGAGAGACGGGGAGGAAGGGAAAGGAGAUUCAAGAAGGCACUCUUUGACUCUUUGUUUGAAUCAAACUGGAGAACAAAAUGUUAAGUACUUAAGAAAACAUGUUUUUGUAUCUACCACUGAAAUUACGUUUCUGCUUGCUUGUGUUUAUGCGAACAAGGUUUCAUGCUUGCAGUGAACAGAUUUGGUCACAAGAUGGCAACAGUGAAACCAAACUAGGGAAAAUUCCUCUUCAAAUUUUUGGGGGGACCAAACUGCCGCGCCUUGAAGCUAAUUUCCUAUAUUGAACGAUUACGUUUUUUGGCUCUUUUACCCCAAUCAUAUCAUCUAGCCUAUUGAGUAAUCUAUUCAUUCUAAUAACAUAUUUAUAUUUAUUUGGUUUACAUUUUUUCAAACCACACCAAGCUAGACAGUCAUGAUAAUUUCCCUCUUGUCUGCAUGAAGGAGAAUACUUGAAAUCAGUGUCACCUCACUCUACUACAGAGUCUUCCACAUUCAAAUUUGUGUUCGUAUUUGAAAUAUUGUUUACAUAGGUAGGCAUUGUCUUAACAUGAGCAUUGUGUAUGUAUAUAGGUUUAUUAUAAUUUAGAUCAGAUAUAUUGGAGGGGUAUGUACGCUUGACGUUUACUUUGGUUUUUCACUCUUCGUGCAUGAACAAGACCCGGCUUUGCAGCUUGAGGGGGCGCCACAGCGAAGUCUCUUUAUUUCAUGCUCCCUGAAGAUACAGGAAAUAUAAUUUCAAAUGGCGCUGGAACAGAAUCCUCUAGUUUAAUCCAUGUACAGUGACAAACUCACGGAAACAGUGCACAGAUCAUGAGUCCAAUUUCAGUUCUCAAUUAUCGAUUAUGUUCUGCAGCCACUGUUGGUUCAAACUAACAUAGCUGUUCUGUAGCUCAUGUAAAAUAUGUGAAUAAAGUUUUAUACGUUAA
Salvelinus namaycush (lake trout) is the source of this 9387-nucleotide messenger RNA. RefSeq names its product mucin-12-like. Gene Ontology annotation, biological process: RNA polymerase III preinitiation complex assembly. Gene Ontology annotation, molecular function: TFIIIC-class transcription factor complex binding. The record is from RefSeq and is a predicted model, not a curated record. The transcript has 26 exons. Gene Ontology annotation, cellular component: transcription factor TFIIIB complex. NCBI's taxonomy places the organism in Eukaryota, Metazoa, Chordata, Actinopteri, Salmoniformes, Salmonidae. Bases 1 to 8463 code for a protein of 2820 amino acids.